Molecule: messenger RNA, 5032 nt
Organism: Lotus japonicus
Lineage: Eukaryota; Viridiplantae; Streptophyta; Magnoliopsida; Fabales; Fabaceae
Product: ABC transporter G family member 36
Exons: 24
Coding region: 380-4831 (1483 amino acids)
Cellular component (GO): membrane
Molecular function (GO): ABC-type transporter activity; ATP hydrolysis activity; ATP binding
Source: RefSeq, a predicted model, not a curated record
UCAUUAUACUACACAGCCUUUUCUUCAUAUGUUAAGGUUCCCAUUUCUGAACCUUACUCAUGAGUGGAAAACAGGAAAACGAGAAGAAAGAAAAAGAGAUGGAAGGAUUUCCAAUGAAAAGUAGUAUACAGACGAAAAAGUGAAAAUCCAGAAAUAUGAUACCUGUCUAGUUUCAAACCUCAACAACCAACCUUCCCUUUAUUGAGUAGAGAGCUCUGUUCUGUUGAUCCAAAAGAGUUAAACCCAUCACCUUAAUUCAAAUUAAUACUAUCUUAUUUGGUCCUGCAAUUGGAGACAACAUAAUCACUUCCACGGAGAAGCAGAUUCUGGAGACAACCCUUAAGAUACUUAAGCCACGUUUGAGUAAAGAGAUAUAAAAAUGGAAGGGGAUUUGAGCAGAAGCAUAAGCAGGAGUUUGAGCAGAACAAGUUGGAGAAUGGAGGAAGUGUUUGCAAGUGGGAGGUAUUCUAGAAGGACUUCAAGUGUUAAUGAGGAUGAAGAGGCUCUGAGGUGGGCUGCCAUAGAGAAAUUGCCAACAUAUGACAGGCUAAGAACAAGCAUUCUCCAAACUUAUGCAGAAGGUGAUCCUGCUCAGCCAGACAGAUUGCAACACAGGGAAGUUGAUGUUACAAAGUUAGAUGUUAAUGAAAGGCAACAGUUCAUUGACAAAAUCUUCAGGGUUGCAGAAGAAGACAAUGAAAAAUACUUACAGAAGUUCAGACACAGAAUUGAUAAGGUUGGUAUCCGAUUGCCAGCAAUUGAAGUGAGGUUUCAAAAUUUGAAUGUUGAGGCUGAUUCCUACAUUGGUAGCAGAGCUCUGCCAUCCCUACCCAAUGUUGCAUUGAACAUUAUGGAAUCAGCUCUAGGCUUAUGUGGGAUUAGUACUGCAAAGAAGACAAAGCUCACAAUUCUGAAAAAUGUCUCUGGCAUUAUUAAACCUUCAAGGAUGACCCUACUGCUAGGUCCCCCUUCUUCAGGAAAAACAACCCUUUUGUUGGCAUUGGCUGGAAAAUUAGAAUCUGAUUUGAGGGUAACAGGAGAAAUAUCUUACAACGGUUGCAAGCUCAAUGAGUUUGUACCUAGAAAGACUUCGGCAUACAUUAGCCAAAAUGAUGUACAUAUUGGAGAAAUGACUGUAAAAGAAACCUUGGAUUUCUCAGCUAGAUGCCAAGGAAUUGGGACACGAUAUGACCUAUUAGCUGAGCUUGCACGAAGGGAAAAAGAAGCUGGUAUAUUUCCAGAGGCAGAACUUGACCUGUUCAUGAAGGCUACUUCAAUGGAAGGAACAGAAAGCAGUCUCAUGACUGACUAUACUCUGAAAAUAUUGGGACUUGAUAUCUGCAAAGAUACCAUGGUGGGUGAUGAAAUGCAGAGAGGUGUGUCUGGUGGCCAAAAGAAGCGUGUAACCACAGGUGAGAUGAUUGUGGGGCCCACAAAAACACUAUUCAUGGAUGAGAUAUCAACGGGUCUUGAUAGCUCCACAACAUAUCAGAUAGUGAAAUGCUUCCAGCAGAUUACACACCUCACUGAAGCAACCAUCUUCAUGUCCCUGCUUCAACCUGCUCCUGAGACCUUUGAUCUCUUUGAUGAUAUCAUCUUAAUAUCAGAGGGUCAAAUAGUUUAUGAGGGCCCACGUCAGCACAUUGUUGAGUUCUUUGAGUCCUGUGGAUUCAAAUGCCCUGACAGAAAAGGAACUGCAGAUUUUUUGCAAGAGGUUACUUCAAGGAAAGACCAAGAGCAAUACUGGGCAAACAAACACAUACCAUACCGUUAUGUUACAGUGACUGAAUUUGCAAACAGGUUCAAGCAGUUCCAUGUUGGCAUGCAGCUUCAGAGUGAGUUGUCUGUGCCAUUUGAUAAGUCAUCGGGACACAGAGCAGCUCUUGUUUUCAAUAAAUACACAGUGCCCACAAUAGGACUUCUGAAAGCAUGUUGUGACAAGGAAUGGUUACUAAUCAAGAGGAACUCUUUUGUCUAUAUAUUUAAGACAGUUCAGAUAUGCAUUAUGGCCUUUAUAUCUGCAACAGUGUUCCUUAGGACUGAAAUGAAUAGAAGGAAUGAGGAUGAUGCAGCACUUUACAUUGGUGCAAUCUUGUUUACCAUACUCACAAACAUGUUCAAUGGUUUCUCUGAGCUACCACUUACAAUUACAAGGCUUCCUGUGUUCUACAAGCAUAGAGACCAUCUUUUCCAUCCUCCUUGGACUUACACCCUCCCCAAUUUUCUUCUAAGGAUUCCCAUUUCCAUGUUUGAGUCUUUGGUUUGGACGGUUAUUACAUAUUACACAAUAGGAUUUGCACCAGAAGCUAGCAGGUUCUUCAAGCACAUGUUGGUGGUGUUUCUUAUUCAACAAAUGGCAGCUGGGAUGUUUAGGGUCAUAUCUGGAGUUUCUAGGACAAUGAUUAUUGCUAAUACUGGUGGAGCUCUCAUGCUUCUUCUUGUCUUUUUACUUGGAGGUUUCCUCAUUCCUAAACGUGACAUUCCAAAUUGGUGGGUGUGGGGCUAUUGGGUUUCGCCACUGUCAUAUGCUUUCAAUGCCUUUUCUGUGAAUGAAAUGUUUGCUCCAAGGUGGGACAAACGGUCUUCAAGUGGUUUAACCUCUUUGGGUGUAGCUGUAUUAAAUAACUUUGAUGUUUUUACUGAAAAAAAUUGGUACUGGAUUGGUACAGCAGCUCUUAUAGGUUUCAUUAUUUUCUUCAAUGUUCUCUUCACCCUUGCACUCAUGUACCUUAAUCCUAUUGGGAAUAAACAAGCAAUUAUAUCGGAAGAAGAAGCAAGUGAAAUGGAAGUAGGAGGAGACUCCAAGGAAGAACCUAGACUUGUAAGGAAAGAGUCUAACAAAGAAGAACCACCUAGACAACUAUUUUCUGCUGAUGGAAACACCACAAGAGAAGUAGCAAUGCAGAGAAUGAGCAGUGGAGGUAACUCUAGUGGACGAGGAAAUGCUGAUCCAGUUCUUGAGUCAGCAGUAGGAGUUGCUCCAAAGAGAGGAAUGGUUCUUCCAUUUCAACCACUUGCAAUGUCUUUUGAUAGUGUUAAUUACUAUGUAGACAUGCCUGCUGAAAUGAAAGAGCAAGGAGUGACAGAUAACAGGUUACAAUUGCUUAGGGAAGUAACAGGUGCUUUUAGGCCUGGAGUUCUAACUGCUUUAAUGGGAGUUAGUGGAGCUGGAAAGACAACUUUGAUGGAUGUUUUAGCAGGAAGAAAGACAGGUGGCUACAUUGAAGGAGAUGUUAGAAUAUCUGGGUUCCCCAAGAAUCAAGAAACAUUUGCAAGAAUUUCUGGAUACUGUGAACAAACUGAUAUCCAUUCACCCCAAGUUACAGUCAGAGAAUCUUUGAUUUACUCUGCCUUCCUCCGGUUACCAAGAGAAGUCACCAAUGAUGAAAAGAUGAAAUUUGUGGAUGAAGUAAUGGAUUUGGUGGAGCUGAAUAAUCUCAAGGAUGCUAUAGUUGGGCUUCCGGGGGUUACAGGAUUGUCAACUGAACAAAGAAAGAGGCUGACAAUCGCUGUGGAGCUUGUCGCGAAUCCUUCAAUCAUUUUCAUGGAUGAACCAACUUCAGGCCUCGAUGCAAGAGCAGCAGCCAUUGUUAUGAGGACAGUGAGAAACACUGUUGACACUGGAAGGACAGUUGUCUGCACAAUUCACCAACCUAGUAUUGAUAUCUUUGAAGCCUUUGAUGAGCUGUUGCUGUUGAAGAGAGGAGGGCAAGUGAUCUACUCAGGUCCAUUAGGAAGGAAUUCACACAAGAUUAUAGAAUACUAUGAGGCAAUUCCAGGGGUUCCAAAAAUCAAAGAUAAGUACAACCCAGCUACAUGGAUGUUAGAGGUAACAUCUAUAGCCGCAGAAGUUCGGCUUGGAAUGGACUUUGCUGAAUACUACAAAUCAUCGUCUUUGCACCAGAGAAACAAAGCACUUGUAAGUGAGUUAAGUACACCUCCUCCUGAAGCAAAAGAUCUAUAUUUCCCCACUCAAUUCUCUCAAUCCACUUGGGGACAGCUUAAAUCCUGUAUAUGGAAGCAGUGGCUGACUUACUGGAGGAGUCCAGAUUAUAACCUUGUCAGAUAUUUUUUCACCUUGGUUGCAGCUCUCAUGGUGGGGACAGUAUUUUGGAGAGUAGGCAAAAAAAGGGAUAGCUCAGCUAACCUUAACACAGUCAUAGGAGCACUCUAUGGUUCUGUCUUUUUUGUUGGUGUUGACAACUGCCAAACUGUUCAACCAGUAGUAGCCAUUGAAAGAACAGUGUUCUAUAGAGAAAGGGCUGCUGGAAUGUAUUCUGCUUUACCUUAUGCCAUUGCACAGGUUCUUUGUGAAAUACCAUAUGUAUUUUUUCAAACUAUAUAUUUCGCGCUCAUAGUGUAUGCUAUGGUGAGCUUUGAAUGGAAAGUGGAGAAGUUCUUUUGGUUCUUCUUCAUCAGCUUCUUCUCCUUUUUGUACUUCACAUAUUAUGGGAUGAUGACUGUUUCCAUUACACCAAAUCACAUGGUGGCAUCAAUCUUUGCAGCCGCAUUCUUUGGACUCUUCAAUCUUUUCUCAGGAUUCUUUAUCCCAAAACCAAAAAUUCCUAAAUGGUGGGUUUGGUAUUAUUGGAUUUGCCCUGUAGCAUGGACAGUGUAUGGGUUAAUUGUCUCACAAUAUAGAGAUAUAACAACAGGCAUUAGUGUGCCUGGGAGGUCUGAUCAACCUGCACUCAAAGACUACAUUGAAGACCAUUAUGGAUUCAAAUCAGACUUCAUGGGGCCAGUUGCUUGUGUUUUGGUCGCUUUCCCUGUCUUCUUUGCCUUUGUAUUUGCUUUCGCCAUCAAAGUACUCAACUUCCAAACAAGAUAGAAAGAAAAAAAGGUUAAAUUAGUGGAAUAGAAGUUAUGUUACUUGCUAGUUUCCCAGUGAAAGUGCCUUGUUUAUGUGCAUAUGGCUAAGGACAACAAAUUUAUGCUUGAUGAUGGAUAAGGAUAAUCAUGUUCAUAAUUUUUGCUAGAAAGUUGAGUGUCGUUUAGUAAAUUAUAUAUCAUGUUGAUCAUGUAAUUUUUA